Exophiala xenobiotica is the source of this 1128-nucleotide messenger RNA. RefSeq lists its product as uncharacterized. The coding region runs from base 1 to 957 and encodes 318 amino acids. The record is from RefSeq and is a predicted model, not a curated record. NCBI's taxonomy places the organism in Eukaryota, Fungi, Ascomycota, Eurotiomycetes, Chaetothyriales, Herpotrichiellaceae. The transcript is spliced from 2 exons.
AUGGAAUUCGGCUGGGGCUCUACCGGCAAAGAAAUUGUCGACUUGUUCAAGGACAGGGUCGCCGGAAAGACAUUCUUGAUCACUGGUCCAACCCCAGGCGGCAUAGGCGCCGAGAGUGCAAAGAGUCUUGCCACUGCAGACCCGAAGCACCUGAUACUGGCUGGACGAACCCUUUCGAAGAUUCAACCUCUCAUCGACGAUCUCAGCAGCACUCAUCCAAAUGUCAAAGUCAGCUUCGUCCAACUUGACCUUGCAAACCUGAAAUCGGUGAGGGAGGCGGCUGAGAGUGUCAAGGUUGCGCUCGCUGGUGACAAGAUCGAUGUUGUCAUUCUCAACGCCGCCGUCAUGGCUUGUCCUUAUGCGUUGACGGCGGACGGUGUGGAGUCCCAAUUUGCGACGAAUCACCUCGGACACUUCUUGUUUGGAAACCUCUUGCUCAAAGACGGCUUGGUGGGAUCACGCGUCGUGGUCGUUAGCAGCUUAGCCUCGCAGCGCAAGGCCGACUUUCUCAUGCCAGCCUUGAAAGAUCUUACCUAUGAUCAUGGGAAGACUUACGAUCCAAUAGCGGCAUACAGUGUAUCCAAGGCUUGCAAUGUUUUGUAUGCAAAGCGCCUGGCUAAAAUGCUCGCACCCAAGCGAAUCUCGACGUUCAGUUUGAAUCCAGGAAGUAUUUUGACCAACCUCCAAGGCUACAUUACAGAAGACAUGAGGAAUCAAGCCAUGGAAGUGUUUAGGAAAGAAAAUCCGGGAGUGACGCUUCCAGAACGCAAGAGCUUACAGCAGGGAUGUGCGACUCAGCUUCGUGCAGCACUGGAUCCUAGCCUAGAUGGUCAUUCAGGAGCCUAUCUCGAUGAUUGCCAGGUGAAAGAGACAACUGAGCAUAAGGAUGCGGAGGCGUAUAUGGACGAAGUCUGGACACUAAGUGAGAAAUUAGUUGGUGAGAAGUUUGUCUUCUAGGGUGGAUAUGUCAGUAUGUCAGUAUGUCAGGCGAAGGAGAUAUAUCGGACGAGGCUGGAGUACUGUAGGAUUGUAGGAUUGUGACCUUGAGGAUGGUAUCGUCAGCACCGGCGAGUCAGCCCAUUGCUCUUUCUUAAAGAACGGUUGGACUCGGUAACAGCGGAAAUGGAG